Molecule: messenger RNA, 717 nt
Organism: Drosophila innubila
Lineage: Eukaryota; Metazoa; Arthropoda; Insecta; Diptera; Drosophilidae
Gene: MrgBP
Product: MRG/MORF4L-binding protein
Exons: 2
Coding region: 52-609 (185 amino acids)
Biological process (GO): regulation of transcription by RNA polymerase II
Cellular component (GO): NuA4 histone acetyltransferase complex; nucleus
Source: RefSeq, a predicted model, not a curated record
ACUCAUUCAUCAACAACACAAGUCCUAUCCACAACAUUCAUUGGUUAAAUCAUGGCUAAGGACGAGUGGUCGGCGGAGGAGGAACUGCAGCUCUUCCACGCAAUGGAGGGCUUGCGUCCCGUAGGCAUAAAUAAACAUUUCUACAUGUCCUGCAUUUCGGAACGCCUUUCGAAAUCGUUAAACCGGGAGAUGUCCAGUGAUUUGAUCUGGAGACAUUUGGGCACAAUGUAUAAGUUGAAGGAACUGGACAAUCUGGAGUGCUUACCAUUUCCGAAUGAGGAGAGGGAGUUUAGUUUGCCUGAGCAGGAUUACGCAUCGUUCGUGAGCAAAAAGACAAUUGCGGCCCACGUUGGCGAAGACACUUCCGAAACACAGCCACCAGUAGCCACAUCAGCUGUUGCUGUGUCAACAGAAAGUAGCAGUAAAGGAUCCAAGUUUGCAGUGGUACACGCAAACUCAGGGAAGGAAGGCGAUAAAAAGGCAUCAGCCAAAGUGUUGGAUUUGCCAAAGCGACCUGCAAAACGUACGCGUGGUUCUAUGUCGAAUGAAUCUAUUAGUCCCUCAACCACACCUCCUCCGAUGCAAAGCAACAAGCGUCGUCGUAUUUAAAAGACAUUGCUCAAGUUAAUAACAAUUAGUUUUUAUUAGUAGAAAGUAAACCACAUGACCAAAACUUUGAUUUAUAAUGUAAAUAUAAAAGCACUAAUCGUCAAAGUC